UGUCCACUCUAACAGGAUGGUUUUCAGUGCAGUGAUAGCGUUCGCUGAAAAAGCUUUCGUGGGAUUAAGUUGCUUUUUAUGUUUCGUUGUGAUUCUGGUGCUGUGCGAUCUCGUCAGGAAAAGGCGCAUCUUCAAGUUUGCCAGGGAUUUCAAAGGAUACAGAUUUUAUCCUGUCUUUGGAAACGGAUAUUACACGAUUGGGAAAGACAUAUUCUCAGUUAUUGAAAAUCUCAAAAAGGAACAUGGCCUACCCUGUAACUUGUGGAAUGGCCAUGAUUAUCAUUACGUUACAGCAGAUGCUUCGGAAGUAAAAGUGGUCCUGAAUCACCCCAGUACAUUUGACAAGGGUGCUAUUUAUGAUAAUAUUAAGAUAGCUUUCGAAAAAAGUAUCCUUCUUGCAAAGUAUGAUCAGUGGAAAAGGAAUCGCAAGAUAUACUCUAGAAGUUUCAGCCAGCCAAUUUUAAACAGCUUCGUAGACGUGUUCUACGACAAAGCUUGUAUAUUAGUUGAAAUACUCAAAAAAAGCCAUGAAAGGGAUGUGUACGACGUCUUCUGCAGGCUUUCCCUGGACAACUUUUGCGCAAACGUGAUGGGUCUUGAUCUGGACGUCCAAAGGAUUAUAAAUGAUAGACUGGUACCACUCAUAGAUAGAUUGCAAACAGGAGCAGGCAAACGAAUGUUUACAUCAUAUUUUAUCCCGACAUAUUUAUAUUUUUUCACCCCUGCGGGAAGAUCUAUGCUAAGAAACUUUUUGGAGAUAAGGGAGUUCAUUUAUAACACAAUACAGCAGAAGAGGCAAGUCUUUAAGAAGGAAAAAGAUUUUAGGGAAAACAGCAACAAGUUACCCUUAAUGGACAUGAUGUUGGAAGCAGAAGGGAAGAUAUUUUCAGAUGAAGACAUAUUUCAGGAGAUUGUCUUAUUCUUGUUAGCGGCGAUGGACACUUCCGGAGUUACACUUUCCUUUGCAUUCACAUUAUUUGGAAUGAAUCCCGAAGCGCAGGAAAAAAUUUACCAAGAAGUAAAUCAGACUGUGGGUUGGGAACGUCCAAUAUGCUAUAGCGACUUGCCAAAUUUAAAAUACACUGAGAGGGCCAUAUUUGAAGCCAUGAGACUUCUUCCAGUGACUCCCGCCAUCGAGAGAUACGCCGCAACUGAUGUAGACUUGGGUGACAAGAAGAUUCCAGCUGGCACUAAUAUACUGAUUAGUGUCUUCAAUCUACAUCGAUCUGAGACCUACUGGAAAAAUCCUUUAGAAUUUAACCCAGAUAGGUUUCUACCAGAAGAAGUUGCUGAGAGGCACCCAUACGCAUUCAUUCCAUUCUCUGGCGGACCACGAAACUGUAUAGGUAUGAAGUACGCACUGAUGAUGAUGAAAACUACUGUGGCCCAUGUGAUAAGAAACUACGAGAUUAAAUCUAAACAUAAGUCUGUAACAGAUAUGGACUUUGAGUCAUUUAUAACAAUGAAAACUCUUCACGAGCUAGAUUGUACCUUCAUUCCAAGAUGCCAUUAAAAUAAUAGGUUUUAAUAAUUAGUUUUGUUUUUAAGGUAACAUUGUUAACG
Molecule: messenger RNA, 1563 nt
Organism: Anoplophora glabripennis (Asian longhorned beetle)
Lineage: Eukaryota; Metazoa; Arthropoda; Insecta; Coleoptera; Cerambycidae
Product: cytochrome P450 4C1-like
Exons: 11
Coding region: 17-1513 (498 amino acids)
Molecular function (GO): oxidoreductase activity, acting on paired donors, with incorporation or reduction of molecular oxygen; heme binding; monooxygenase activity
Source: RefSeq, a predicted model, not a curated record